AUGGCUCGCUCACCUCUUUCCGUUCGUAUGCUUCACACUUCUCUCCCUCAUCGUCGACCUGCUCCAGGCUCUGGUCCUUCAGCCCGAGAUUCUAUUGCUUCAGCAUUAGCGUCCGCAUCUUCAUCUUCUUCAUCUUCAUCUCCGAUCGAUUCGGUCAGAUCAAUGUUCGAUUCUCUUACUAGCAGAGUCAGAUCUGAGGCUGAUGAGAAGAGACGAGUGUUUCGAGCCAACUCUUACACACCUCCUCAUGCAUUAACACAAUCAUCUCUUUAUCCCGAACCAAGACCAUUCGCUCGCGCGCCUCUAUUAGGUCCACCAAGGAAAGUAGCUACCAAAAUCGAUCCUUUCCAUAUCGCUUCGACAUCACCAUUGGAACACGAUCUCAAUCCUCUAUUCCCUUUGGCAUUCGUAAACCCCAUGGGUAAAAUCAAAUCUCGAGCUGAUACUGGGUUGACCUGGAAAUCACAAAGGAAGAUUGGGAAGUUGGUGAGGAGAGCAAGAGGAAUGGGUUUGAUCAGUAGAUGGACGAAUCAACCUGUUCCCGGCGGAUUGGGUACUGGUAUGGGUAGAAUUGGUGGCAGGUAUUAG
Messenger RNA from Kwoniella shivajii, 588 nucleotides. Its product is annotated as ribosomal protein S18. Gene Ontology annotation, biological process: translation. The record is from RefSeq and is a predicted model, not a curated record. The coding region runs from base 1 to 588 and encodes 195 amino acids. Gene Ontology annotation, cellular component: ribosome. Lineage: Eukaryota; Fungi; Basidiomycota; Tremellomycetes; Tremellales; Cryptococcaceae. Gene Ontology annotation, molecular function: structural constituent of ribosome. The transcript is spliced from 2 exons.